GCGGUGGAGGGGCUCCUCGGUACUGCCCUCGAUAAUCCGAUUGUGGACGGCAACUUCGCACCCGUGAGCGAGGAGAUCUCCGCGCCGCAGCUGGAAGUGCUCGAAGGCACCGUGCCCGCCGACUUUCCGGACGGCUUCUACAUCAGAUCCCUCGUGCAGACCCGACCCGUGGUCAUAUCCAUAACCACGACGAAGUCUGUCAUAGACUUCUUCGUCCUCUCCAUCUUCUUUCCCCUGCACCUGAUCAGUGCCAGGGGGCUGAAGAGCCUCGCCAGCGUCGAGCCACGUCAGGCGGCCGGCAGCAAUGUCAGGCAGCCUGCGAGCGAUCUGCAGCAGUGGCAACAGCUGACUGGCCAGCUUUCGGCGCCGCCGGCGACGAGGCACUUCUUCGUGGCGCCAGAGGACGAGGUGGAGCGCGAAGACAUAUACUGCCUGGAGGUGAAAGGGCCAUAUCCAUAUGGAAUGCGAGAUGAAGGAGGGCUCGCGCUUGUGCCAGUCACAGUCCCGGCCAGGCGUGCUUCCCGGCGAAGAUGUCCGCCGUGGUUGCGGUUCGUCGGCCUCGCAGGGUCUGCUCUCGACGUCUUCGGAGCACGUGGCAGUCGGAAACGAGGCCGCGCAGAUGAUCGAGCGGGCGAGGCCGAGAGCGCAGACGCUUCUGUUCUGAAGUGGUUCGUGGCUCCUGUGUUCGAGAGGUGCGGCGAGACCAGGCGGGCGUUUCUGGAAGCGACGAGGGCGGAGGGUGUGGAGUGCCUGUUGAUCGGCCCAUGGGGCCCGCGACAAUCUGGCGCGCGACCGGCGGGUCGAGCGCGGGGCGUGCUGGCGUGGGAGGCGCAGCUGGGGCCGACGCAGACGGAUAUGGACAAAUAUAUCGGCGUGGGCGGCGUCGGAGCCGACGCUCAGAUCGCCGACGGGGUAGCGCCGGCGGCCCCCAAUUCCGACAUCCCCGCGCUGCGGGGGCAGCGCGGCCUCGAGCAGAAUCGGGCGGUGCUGGGUCUGAUCGAUUGCAAGCUGUACUUGUGCGGGCCGGGGGGGGCCCCAUUCGCUCCCCCGCCCGGGGCGCUCGUCUCCGACCCCUCGACGUCGCGACCCGGACAUCUGCCGCUUUCCGUCUCGCACUUUCUGGGCGGAGGCAAGGGCGCUUGGGCCGGAGAGAAACGGGGGCCCGCGACUCGGCAUCCCCGCGGGGCGAAGGACAGCACGGGCGAGGGCGCGAAGACGCAGGGGAUCGUUCCGGCGGCCGCCUCGUCGGAGGAUCUGGCAUCGCGUUGCGGCCGCGGGCUGCCGCUAGCAUGCGGCGGCGGCGCCGCAGUGGAAUGGGCGGCUGGGCACCUGGAUGUUCCUGGGGAGGGCCUGGAGAUGAUCGUGGUCGAUGAGGGCGACGGCCGUCCGAUCCGCGCCAAGUUGCUGGUCCAGGCGAACGCCGAGUUUGCGCGUUUGAGUCUGCUGCAUCUGUCGACCAUGGUGAGGCAGAAGGUCGGCGAUUUCUUCGUGGACGUGGUCGAGAUCAGGGGCGGCGAAGGUGCCCGGGGGUGCCUGGAGGUGCCCCGGGGUGCCCAGGUGCCCAGGCGGCGGCGCCGCCGCCAGGACAUCCUGUUCCGCGACCUCGUCGGAAUGAGCUGGCGAAGGCGCCCGCUGGUCGAGUCCGAGGAGUGCUCGUGCCCCGCUUGUAAGGCGGGCAGGGACAGGACAUCGGGUGCGCCCUCGAGCGGGAACGAGGGGGAGGUGCCGCUUCACCCUGCGGCGGAGUCGGUGGAGCUGGUGCUCCGCCCUCUGGAGGAGCUGCUGCCGCGCCCGCCGAUGGUGCUGUUGUGCCAACUGAGGGUGCAGUCGUGCCAACUGAGGAUGCUGUUGUGCCAGGUGAAGGAGCAGAUGCGCCGGCCCGGGCCGGAGCCAGGCGACGUGCUGCCAGCGAAGGCGCGCAUCUGGUUCAGGGUCCAUGGGGCGCCGAAGCUCAUCGUUCCUGAUCAGGAAGGCAUACGAGUGACCAAGGACGAGGUGUUAGACAAGUCGCUCUUCGCGCAGAACGCCCUGUUGAGCGUGCAUGGCACGACUUCCUACGCUGCUUUGUUCGGGAGGGUGCCGGGCAUUCUGCUGGUGUUUGGCGGCGUGGGCGCUGUUGACAUCUUCAGGGCUCCGUCGGACGAGGGCGUCGCUGGCUGGCGUGGGCCUUGCAGGGUGAUGUCUAUGGAGCGAGCAGACGAGGGCAUCACAGAUGCCAGGUGGCAGGGCAGGUGCCGGACCCGCCGCCUCGAGGACAGGUGCAACCGCGUGAGGAUGCUUAUGAUGGAGACCGCCUCGAACAUCGUUGGACAGAUGGAGAACGACUUCGGAUCCUACCGCUCUGUCUUGGGCAGUUCCUGCGCGCCUGACGCUGAAUACAGGAUGGGCUCCAGAGUCGUGGACGCGGUCCAGGUGGGAGAGGCGCUAGGCACGCAGGUGAUUUCGGAGGAGCCAGUGGCGGUGGAGUUCAGCGCGGGGGUCUUUAAGCUUUUGGUCCUGGCCGCGGACGAUGCCGGUGCGACGGCGUCAGAGGCACCAAGGCCCGUCUGUGCAUCAGAGGGCUUCAAGGAUAUGCAGCAGGACCGCCUGGACACGUGGCGCGACGGCAUCGAGACAGUCAGCGCAUCGACAGUCCAACUGGGCAUGUCUGAGGGCGCUGUGAAGAUCGCCAGGCAGGUCGAGCAGCUGUCGGACUUGGCAGUUCGCACGGACGCUGGCUUGCCGACUGAGGUGAUCGACGUGCUGCAGGGCGCGGUGGGCACUUGCACUGCGUGUCGUGUGGUGCAGCGUCGCGACAACAAGUCAAUCGCGAGCCUCGCCUUCGUGGCGGCGUUCAUCGAGGGUAUGAGCGUUAGCGGGGCUCAGGGCCUGUUUGUGAAGUCGAAGGGGCCAGGCGACGUGCUGCCAUCGAUCGCGCGCAUCUGGUUCAGAGUCUACGGGGCGCCGAUGUUUCUCGUUUCUGCGCCGCUCGGCGAUGUCAAGCUGGGCGAUCAGGCGGACAUCUUCAGGUGCCGGGCCCGCCGCCUCGAGGACAGGUGCGACCACGUGAGGAUGCUGAUGGCGGAAAUCGCCCCGAACAUCGUUUGCCAAGUCCCGGGGCUGCGAUCGACGCCGAGUCAGCGGCGUCGGAGCUGGAGGCUCAGCGCACAGCGCAUCCCAGAGAUCCGGGCGCUGAUUUGGAGCUCUUGCGACCAACGUGGAGGCCGUUCCAUCGACCAUCUAGGGCAGAUGGAGAACGAUCUCGGAUUCUACCAUUCUAUCUUGGACAGUUCCUUCCCGUCUGACGCUGGAUGCUGCAUGGGCUCCAGAGUCGUGGAGGCGGUCCAGGUGGAAGAGGCGCUAGGCAAACAGGAGAUUCCAGAGGAGCCAGUGGCGGUGGAGUUCAGCGCGGAGGUCAUAUCUCUGAUUGCAGCUGACAAAGGUCACUACGCGGUGUCGUAUGUGAGCUUCUCGGGCAAAGCCAAGAUGGUGAUCGGACGGACAGCUCAUCUGGACCUGCCCAGGGACACUGCGAAGACCACGGGGCAGUUCCAGCAGCUGUCGGACUUCGACGCGAGUAGGGAUCGGCUUCAUGCCGACUGGCGGACGGUGCGCAGCCGUAGAGUUCCUUUCGCGAAAGCAGCCUCGAGUGCGCUGUUCAACUUUGCCAGCGGAGACCUGUCGGUGCUGGGGUCCGUGGACUUCGGGGCCGCGGGCGGAGCAUGGCGGCGGCUUAAGGAUGCCCAGGACGGUCGCGUCGGCAUACACGCGGGCAUCGUGGGCCCCGAUGGCGUGCUCAGGCACUCCACCGAGGUGCCCAGCGCGGACCGCAACACGUUCAUGCACGACACGGCCAUCACGGAGAAUUUUCUUGUCAUCACUGAUUUCCCGCUGACGAUCGACGUCGGUCGAUUGUUCUAUUCAGAGGAAGGCAUGAUGUCCUUCCAGCACGACGCGCCGGCCAGAAUCGGCCUCAUGCCGCGCGGCGGGAGCGACGUGCAGCAGUGGUUUGACGUCUCCAGUGGCUACGGUUUCCACCUCAUGAGUGCUUUCGAGGACGGAGACGACGUCAUCGUGCGCGGGGUUUAUGCCGACUCCGUGGUUCUGGACCACUACGAGUGGAAGGCCGACGGCUCUCUGGACCGCGCCGAGGCCGUGAGCAAGUUCUUCUCUGGGGGCCGGAAGGCCUCGGGAAUCGCACCCAUGCUGCGAGAGUACACAGGGCAGCCCCACCGCUUCGGCUACUGCGUGUUCUACGACCGCGGCAAGAGCAACGCCGCUCGAAGUGGAAGCCCGCUCGUCGGCGGCAUCGAGAAGUACACCUUCGGCGACGGCGGCGAGGUGAGCACGGAGGAAAGGGUGCUGCCCGGGAACCUCGCGGGACAGGAGGUCGCGUACGUGCCGCGGCCUGGGAGCGUCGUGGAGGACGACGGCUGGCUUGUGAUGUUCGCGCAUGACUUAGAUCGGCAGCGCGCAAGGAACAUCGCGGGCCCGCCCGUGGCAAGGCUUGCUAUCCCGCAGCGCGUGCCGUUUGGCUUCCACGGGUGUUGGGUGCCAGGCCAGUGA
This is a messenger RNA of Prorocentrum cordatum, 4545 nucleotides long. Lineage: Eukaryota; Dinophyceae; Prorocentrales; Prorocentraceae. The record is from the annotation of a GenBank genome assembly.